Molecule: messenger RNA, 2035 nt
Organism: Sturnus vulgaris (Common starling)
Lineage: Eukaryota; Metazoa; Chordata; Aves; Passeriformes; Sturnidae
Source: RefSeq, a predicted model, not a curated record
AUGGGGACAGGGACCCCGAAUAUUUGGGCUUUUUGGGGUGACCCCCCCCUCACCCCCAGGUCCAUCUACACGUCCCCCAUCAAGGCCUUGUCCAACCAGAAGUUCCGGGAUUUUCGGGAGACCUUUGGGGACGUGGGGCUGCUGACGGGGGACGUGCAGCUGCGCCCCGAGGCCGCCUGCCUGGUCAUGACCACCGAGAUCCUGCGGUCGAUGCUGUACAACGGCUCUGACGUCAUCAGGGAUUUGGAGUGGGUGAUCUUUGACGAGGUGCAUUACGUCAAUGAUGAUGAGGUGGGGGUUUCGGGGGGGGGGAUCCCUUUGACCUUUCCCCAUCCCGUUUUUUCCCGUUUUUUUCCCCGUUUUUUCCCGUUUUGGCCCCGUUUCAGGCGCACCAAGCGUCGCUGUGUGCGGGUUCUGAGCACCCCGCGCCGCCCGGUGCCCCUGGAGCAUUUCCUGUUCACGGGGAACAGCUCCCGGACCCGGCUCCAGCUGUUCCAGCUGCUGGGCCCCACCGGGGCCUUCAGCACGCAGGGGUACUACGCGGCCGUGGAGGCCAAGAAGGAGCAGAGCAGCAAACACGCGCAGAGCUUCGGGGCACGGCAGCCGACCAUGGGAGCCCCGAACCCCGGGCAGGUACGGGGGAAAUGGGGCGAGUACACGCAGAUGUCGGGGCGAGCGGGGCGCCGGGGGCUGGACGCCACCGGCACCGUCAUCAUCCUGUGCAAGGGCCCGGUGCCCGAGCUGUCCGACCUGCACCGCAUGAUGCUGGGACGGCCGUCGCCGCUGCAGUCGCGGUUCCGCCUGACGUACCCCAUGAUCCUGCUGCUGCUGCGAGCCCCGGCCCUGCGCCCUCACGACCUGAUGCGCCGCAGCUUCGCCGAGUUCCCGCUGCGCCGCGAUGCCACGGCACAGACGCGGCGCGUGGCCGCCCUCAGGGAGGCGCUGGCGGCGCUGGGGGACGCUGAGGGGACGGCGGGGGACACGGCGGACAUGGCCGACCUGCCCCAGUACCACCGAGCUGUCAUGGCCCUGCGCCGAGCACGGGCCGUGCUCCAGGUGAGCUCCGGGGGCUCCGGCCGCACCUUCACCACGCUGGUGCUGAGUGAGAAGCCCCCCAAGGACGGGGGGGCCCCCCCAGAGCCCCCCCAGGACGUGCCCUACCCCGAGGAUUUGCUGCUCAGCCGCCUCUUCCUGCCCGAGGGGCCCCCCGGGCACUGCCUGGAGCAGCUGCGCCCCGAGGACAUCGUGGGGGUCACGGCCAAGACCCUGAGGGUGAACCCCGAAAUUCUGCUGCAGGAGCUGCGCCCCCCCAGGGGACCCCGACCCCGCUCCCCUCCCCCGGGCGGGGGUCUCUCUGCAGCCCUGCAGGAGCUGUCCAGGCUGGCUGGGGGUGCCGGCAGGGAGGGGGGGCUGCCCCUGCUCGAGGCUUUUGGGGUCCCCCCCGGCCGUGACCCCGCAGCUCUGGCGGCUGCAGCCGAAAUUCGGGACCUGAGCCAGGCCCUGAGGGGCUUCCGCUGCGUGCACAGCCCCCGCUUCGCCCAGCAGUACUCCCAGUUUGCUGCCAGGCAGGAGCUGCUGGAGCAGCUGGAGGAGCUGCAGUUCCAGCUCUCGGACCAGUCCCUGCUGCUGCUGCCCGAGUAUCACCAGAGACUGGAGGCCCUGGAGCGCCUCCAGGCCGUCGCUGCCCGCGUGGGACGCCUGGAGCAGCAGCACGGCCUCGGGCCCGGCCCCGACGACUUCGUGGCCCAGUUCGGCUUCAGCCUGGUCCAGGUGGUCUACGAGUGGGCCAGGGGCAUGCCGUUCGCGGACAUUGCGCGGCUGGCGCCGGUGCAGGAGGGCUCGGUGGUUCGGGCGAUCCAGCGGCUGGAGGAGCUGCUGCGGGAGCUGCGCCAGGCCGCGCGCGUCGUGGGCGACCCCGCGCUGGCCGCCAAGAUGGAGGCGGCCGCCGCCAUGAUCAAGCGCGACAUCGUCUUCGCCGCCAGCCUGUACACGCAAUAAAGGGACUCCGGGACACCCCUGGAGCCCGUGUGGUUCA